Messenger RNA from Aspergillus affinis, 918 nucleotides. RefSeq lists its product as uncharacterized. The coding region runs from base 1 to 918 and encodes 305 amino acids. The record is from RefSeq and is a predicted model, not a curated record. The transcript has a single exon. NCBI's taxonomy places the organism in Eukaryota, Fungi, Ascomycota, Eurotiomycetes, Eurotiales, Aspergillaceae.
AUGAAGUACUCCAACGCCGCCAUUCUGGGCUUCCUGGGCUGUGCCCUUGCCCUGCCUACGCCUGCUCAAGACGAGAGUCAGGGACUCCCCAACCUCGCACUCCCUAUUCCUAGCGGAAUCUCCGACCUGCUGCACCCGUCCGGAGCACCAAGCGGAUCUGACUCGUCUAGCGGCGGAGCCGGAGGCCUACUUCCCUCCGGUCUGCCUGACAUCUCCAAGCUGCUGCCCACCGACCUCCCUAUCAAGCGCGAUGAAAGCGGUGGCCUGCCAUUCCCCAUUCCCAGCGGAAUCUCCGACCUGCUGAACGGAGGCUCCGGCGGAUCUGGUUCGUCUAGCGGCGGAUCUGGAAACCUGCCCAUCCCCAGCGGAAUCUCCGAUCUGCUGCACGGAGGAUCCAGCGGAUCUGGCUCAUCCAGCGGAUCCGGAGGCCUUCCCUCCGGUCUGCCCGACCUCACCAAGCUGCUGCCCACCGAUCUCCCCAUCAAGCGCGACGAAAGCGGUGGUCUGCCAUUCCCCAUUCCCAGCGGAAUCUCCGACCUGCUGAACGGAGGCUCCAGCGGAUCCGGUUCGUCUAGCGGCGGAUCCGGAAGCCUGCCCAUCCCUAGCGGAAUCUCCAACCUGCUGAACGGAGGCUCCGGCGGAUCUGGCUCGUCCAGCGGCGGAACCGGAGGCCUGCUCCCCUCCGGUCUGCCCGACAUCUCCAAGCUGCUGCCCACCGACCUCCCUAUCAAGCGUGCCGAGGAGGAGGGCCGCCUGCCGUUCCACCUUCUGCCCAGUGGCUUCCCUAACUUCCCGAACCUCCCCAAGCCCACUGGCCUCUUCCCCGAGCCCCCUAAGCCUGUUGGCGGUGAGCAGCCUGCUCCAACUCCGACUAGCGCGGCUGUCCCUACUAGAUCGGCUGUUGCUUUCAAGGCUUAA